Molecule: messenger RNA, 1485 nt
Organism: Saimiri boliviensis boliviensis (Bolivian squirrel monkey)
Lineage: Eukaryota; Metazoa; Chordata; Mammalia; Primates; Cebidae
Source: RefSeq, a predicted model, not a curated record
UGCGUUUGGGUAGAGUGGCGUCGGCUUUAGGUGUCCACGGUGGGGCAGUACCUCCAAUGGUCCCUGGCAGUCCCCAAGUAUAGCCGCGUUUGGGCCUCGACGAAGGGGGUGCCACCAACCCUGGGAGGAAAGCGCAAGGUCAGCGGCGGCGCCAGGAGCAGGGGACAGUGCGGAGGGAGUAGCGUCCCCGGCCCAGCCUGGGAGCCGGGCCUGGAGCAGUCGAGAAGGCGGCCUCCUGCCGCCUAGAGGCGCCGGCCCCUUCGUCCGCUCUGCCUGUGCCCCGUCUCUAUGGCGGCCCCAACGGCCGUCCGGGACGGGGAGCGAGAUGAGCGCGGGCGCUGACGGCGGCGGUGGCCCUGCGGUGGCGGCGCGGUCGGGCGACGGCAGUCCUGGGGAGGACGGUUUCGUUCCGUCGGCGCUGGGGACGCGCGAGCAUUGGGAUGCUGUCUAUGAGAGAGAACUGCGAACUUUCCGAGAAUAUGGAGAUACAGGUGAAAUCUGGUUUGGAGAAGAGAGUAUGAAUCGACUAAUAAGGUGGUUGCAGAAACGCAAGAUACCAUUGGAUGCUUCAGUGCUUGAUAUUGGAACUGGAAAUGGUGUUUUCCUGGUUGAACUUGUUGGCAAAAUUUGGCUUCUCUAAUAUUACUGGAAUUGAUUACUCUCCUUCUGCAAUUCAGCUUUCUGGAAGUAUUACAGAAAAAGAAGGUUUUUCCAACAUUAAGUUAAAGGUAGAAGACUUUUUGAAUCUUUCCACACAGCUGUCUGGAUUUCAUAUUUGUAUUGACAAAGGGACUUUUGAUGCCAUCAGCCUUAAUCCUGACAGUGCAAUUGAAAAGAGGAAGCAAUAUGUGAAAUCUCUCUCCAGGGUGUUGAAAGUAAAAGGCUUUUUUUUAAUAACGUCAUGUAAUUGGACCAAGGAAGAGUUGCUAAAUGAAUUCAGUGAAGGAUUUGAACUUUUUGAAGAGCUGCCAACACCCAAGUUCAGCUUUGGAGGCAGAUCUGGAAACAGUGUAGCAGCGUUGGUUUUCCAAAAAAUGUGACUUACUUGGACAAAUUCAGGUAGCUACACAGAAUCUACACAGCAAAGUUACCCUGACACAGAAAAUCCAUGUGCAAAUAAAUGCUUAGUAAGAACACAGGCUGCACAUGUUGAAUAGAGUAUAAUAGAUUGGUAAAAGAAAAUAAUAAUCAUGAGCACCUAAGUGGUUAGAUUUUAGAGAUCAGUCAAGAAUAAUUUUCUUUUGUAUUUGAAAUGUAAAUACUUUUCUUUUUGAUUAAAAAAUUUCCCGUAACUGCUAAGCAGUUAAAAACUUUAAAGUAGUAAAUGAGUUUAUAGAAAGCAUGUGUUCUUGAUUUUUGUGCCUUCGUAAAGUUGAAUAUAACUAUUUAUGAAAUUUGACCAAAUUAUUCCAGCACCAGAAUAAGCAGCAAACAACUUUCUUAGUAUUUUGUUAGACUAUUUAUGAAAUAUAACAAGAAAUGCUA